CCGGAAGCUAGUCUUCGGGAUUCGUGUAUUUGCAACAUAUGAACAGCUUCCCAGAGGACGGACAACUAACACGGACAUUUUGUAGCUACUUUAUUUGUGUGGUCGAAAUAUUUAUUUCCCGUCUAAAGCGACUGGCGAAAUUAUGGUUAAAAUGAAGGCGCUGCGUUUAACGCGGGUAAAUUAGUCCGUUUCACACCACGAGAAAGAAGCAAACCUGCUGCAGAGUCACUUCACAAUUCAGUUUGGAAGAUUAUUUCAAAUUGAAUAUCAAAGUGGCCAUUUGCUUACUGGAUUUUGACGUCUCUCUACCAUGAGGUUUGCAGUGACAUUACGGGCCAUUGCUUUGGUUCUUAUUUUAGGAUUCACUUGGCUUCUGGCAAAUUCCAUGCUAGGAGGGGAUGGAAACUCCUUGAUACGAUCGCUCUUUAUUGGUGCGCAAGAAGAACCCACUCCAGAACCACGACCACACAAGUACAAAUGUGGCCUGUCAGCACCUUGUCCCCCCAAACAUCUCGCCUUCCGUCUGACCUCUGGUGCUGCCAAUGUCAUCGGCCCCAAAAUCUGUCUGGAGGACAAAAUUAUCCUCAGCAGUGCUAAAAACAACGUCGGCAGAGGGCUCAAUAUUGCUUUAGUAAAUGGGGUCACUGGAGAUGUUUUGGAAAUAAGAGCUUUUGAUAUGUGGGCAGGAGAGGUUUCAGAGUUGCUGAAGUUUAUUCGUCCUCUCCAUGAGGGAACAUUAGUAUUUGUCGCCUCUUUUGAUGACCCGGCCACUAAGUUAAAUGAUGAGGCUAGGCGGUUAUUUGAGGAACUGGGAAGUACAGCAGCGAAGGAGCUGAGUUUCAGGGACAGCUGGGUGUUUGUUGGAGCCAAAGGAAUCGAGAAUAAGAGCCCAUUUGAACAGCGAAUGAAGAACAGUAAAACCAAUAAUAAAUAUGAAGGCUGGCCAGAGUCUCUGGAGAUGGAUGGCUGCAUUCCUCUGCGCGCUCCUUUGGAAACUUAAGGCCUCAAGCGGGCUUUGAACUCUGUGAAGACUUAAAACACAAGGAGAACUACAUACUAAAUUGGCUUCCAUUCAGAAAGUGGCUCAGACGUCUGAAAUGGAAAAACUUGAACAAAUAACUGGAAGAAUUUGUGUGGGCCUGUGGAAAUCGAAUUGCGAUUGACAAAAGAAUAGUUUUAUGAAGAAAAAAUAUUGGCACAAUUAAUAUUUUUAACAAUAUUUAAAUGAUUCUAUAUAUACAAUUUAAUGUGUAAAGCUAAGACUGUAUAAAAUCUGUGCCUGAAGGAUCACAUUUGCAUUUAAAGAUAAUUAUAUGCACAUGAAAGAAUGUACAAAGUCGAUUGGGGGAUUAUCUAUUUGUGAAUCAAGUUGCACCAAUCUUUUUCCCCUUGUAGUUUUUAAAAAAAUAAUGCACCAAUGCAUUGCACUGUAUAAAUAAUCUUUGAAUCACCACAA
Messenger RNA from Danio aesculapii, 1456 nucleotides. It is a transcript of the gene fam3a, whose product is annotated as FAM3 metabolism regulating signaling molecule A. Lineage: Eukaryota; Metazoa; Chordata; Actinopteri; Cypriniformes; Danionidae. The record is from RefSeq and is a predicted model, not a curated record. Bases 311 to 1000 code for a protein of 229 amino acids. The transcript is spliced from 10 exons.